AUGCAGCGCCCUCCCAGGAAGUUACACUAUUUGAAAUGCCACCAAUGCCGCAAGGAUCGUCAAAAGUGCACCCCUACCGAUCGCUGUUGGCCUUCUCGGAAACGUGACCGCUGCAUCAAGUUCUCUUAUCCUUGCUCGCCAAAUGUCACCGCUCGCGGCGAAGCGGCAAGGCCUCUGAAACCCCCCGAGAUCCCUCAAGGGAAACAGCCGGCCUCACUUGACUUCAACCUAGAGAAUCACGACUUCGGUGCCGACUACACGGCAGCUCAACCUGGUCGAUCAAGUCUUCAUAAUAUGGAGAACCCAUCUAGCGACACUAGUCAAGACUUUCCCGGAACGUCAUCUAUCGAAGGUGCUUUUGCCGAGACGUUUGCCCCAGGUCGUGUCAACGCCAGUUGCACAAUUUUCUUCUCCCAAUUGAAACUUUCAAGGUGGAAUCUUACGACUUGUUGCAUGGCCCUCGAGUCUCUGGCGCCUGAGGAUACGUUGAACAGGUUGCUUCUUGGCAAAGCGUCUGUGCUCGGAGAAGCCACUGCAAUCGAGCUGCAGAACAGGCUUCUCCAACGUGAAGGCCUUGUCGCUUCAAGUUUUGUCCGAGAUGUACGUAUUCGACAGGAGAUGGCUAAAGGGAGCAGUCGAGAUAAAGCUGUGAGAACUAUCACUGCAGGCGAGGUUUCCCAUCUACUAACAUCAGGGACGACAAAAGGCAAGAGUCAGUCAGCACUGAAGGACAUCGUCGCCGCCGCUCGUCGUAUUCGAGAAGGAGACAGGUGGAGUGAGCUAGUUGAAGUGUUUGGUGCUCGCGAGGUGCUCCUCGUUGACGCAUAUCACGCCAAAUGCCGUUUUCGAUUUGGGAAAAUGAGCGAAUGUGACAUUCACACCGAGUUUGGGGAUGUGAAAAACCUCGAGUGUUGCCCAGAAAGCCAACCUUCUUUCAGCAUUGACAGAAUCGUGAAGAAAGGGACCGAUGAAAUUUUUGCGACGCUCAAGGCGAUACUGCUGACACCUGAGCUUCAAAUGCAGGUGACUCUUCGGCGGUUGAGCGGGCUCACCCCUGUGAUUCACCGCCUUUUCGGACCUGACAAGAUAGACCGUUUCCUUGCUGUCUACAGUGGGCUAUCUCCUUUUCUGGAUGUGAAGCUCAAUCUCGGUGAACACGACUCUGACUGGUUUCAGAAGUACACGUUCUGUCCUGAAGGUUUGGAAGAAGCAAAACCCUUCGACGCCGAACUUUUGCUCUCAGUGAUCUCAUCCAAGUUCGAAGACGCCGUAAAAGAAGCAAAACUCUCCAGUCCGGGCCUUUUGCAUUCAGAGAUGUCUUCGAAGAUCGAAGACGCGCUCGGAUAUGUCAGCUUUCAAACUGCUUCUGAGUCCGAUGACGGGUCUGACGUGUGGGAUUUUCGCGAUGACGACGCUAGCGAUGAGGACACUAGCGAGGACGACGAAAAGGGCGACGGAAAAGGCGAUGACAAAAAUGACGGCGAUCCGGACGAGUUUUCUGGUAUCAAUGAAGAAGAUUUCGGCUUCGAUGAGGAUUUCUGUAUUCACUUCCAGAACAGCGACGCAUUUGCUUCAUUUUCACUCUAG
Messenger RNA from Exophiala oligosperma, 1587 nucleotides. RefSeq lists its product as uncharacterized. NCBI's taxonomy places the organism in Eukaryota, Fungi, Ascomycota, Eurotiomycetes, Chaetothyriales, Herpotrichiellaceae. The transcript is spliced from 2 exons. The record is from RefSeq and is a predicted model, not a curated record. The coding region runs from base 1 to 1587 and encodes 528 amino acids.